Polyodon spathula (Mississippi paddlefish) is the source of this 2186-nucleotide messenger RNA. RefSeq names its product alkB homolog 8, tRNA methyltransferase (gene alkbh8). The record is from RefSeq and is a predicted model, not a curated record. Lineage: Eukaryota; Metazoa; Chordata; Actinopteri; Acipenseriformes; Polyodontidae. Gene Ontology annotation, biological process: tRNA wobble uridine modification. Gene Ontology annotation, molecular function: S-adenosylmethionine-dependent methyltransferase activity; tRNA binding. The coding region runs from base 108 to 2078 and encodes 656 amino acids. Gene Ontology annotation, cellular component: cytoplasm; nucleus. The transcript is spliced from 11 exons.
UUUAACCUCUUGUCUGAAAUCAGAAAAAUCUUUGAGCACUUAUAUUUCGCUAGGAACUAAAGUAUUUGGUUAUAGUUCCUUCCGGGUGCUGAAUUAUUUGUGGUACCAUGGAGAAGAGCUGUCAAGGAAACGUGAAACUGAAAAAGGAGGAGAGAAAAGUGUUUAGGAAACAAAUGAAAAUGAGCCAUACUUUACUGAAACAUGAAGGCAUUGAAACCGUAUCACACCCGACACAGAGCCUAGUUGUAGCAAAUGGAGGCCUUGGCAACGGUGUGAGCAGACAGCAGCUCCUGGAGGUGCUGAAAAAGUGCGGCUCGGUGGCUGCGCUGCUGAUGCCCCCUAACAAACCUUACGCAUUUGUGACGUUUGGGUCGACAGAGGAAGCCCUGAUGGCCCACACAACCAUUAAUGGCUUCCAACUCCAAACGGAAGACCAGGCAAUCACCUUGUAUUUAAACUUUGUGGAGAAAGUUGAUUGUAAAGACAGUGAAUGCCAGAAGCUGCCCGCAGGUCUCCGAGUUGUGGAGGAGUUUGUAUCUUCUGAGGAGGAGCAGCAACUACUGUCAAGUAUUGAUUGGGGUUCUGACAUGAGCAGUGAAAGUGCCCAAAAGGCUCUAAAACAUCGGAGAGUGAAACACUAUGGCUAUGAAUUCCGAUAUGACAAUAACAAUGUAGACAAGGACAGCCCUCUACCAGGAGGCCUUCCUGAAAUCUGUGAGGAAGUGCUGGAGAGAUGCCUGGAGAAGGGAUAUGUAAAAAUCAAACCUGAUCAACUGACAGUAAACCAGUAUGAACCUGGACAAGGGAUCCCUCCCCAUGUUGACACCCAUUCUCCAUUUGAAGAUACAAUAAUCUCCUUGAGUCUUGGUGCAAAGACCGUUAUGGAUUUUAAACACCCAGAUGGCCGUAGCAUAGCUGUGAUGCUGCCUCGCAGAAGCCUGCUGGUGAUGACAGGAGAGUCACGCUACCUCUGGACUCACGGCAUCACGCCAAGAAAGUUUGAUGUCGUUCCUGCUUCAGAGGCAGGUGAGCCCGGAACUGUAAGCAGAGAUAUUGGGGAUUUGACAAUAAACAAGAGAGAGACGAGAACUUCCUUUACAUUUAGGAAAGUGAGGAGGACACCAUGUGAUUGUGCUUACCCAUCUGCUUGUGACAGCCAGGGCUCCGAAAAUCAGGACUGCGCUCCUUCCGUGCCUCAGAGUGAUGGAGAUGCUUUUCGUCUGGAGCGGAAGUUUGUACACAAAGUCUAUGAGGAAAUUGCAGAUCAUUUCAGCAACACUAGGCAUUCGCCCUGGCCAAAGGUGGUGGAGUUCCUGAAGUCUCUACCCAGAGCGGCUGUAGUAGCGGAUAUAGGCUGCGGCAAUGGCAAAUACCUGGGGGUCAACCGGGAGCUGUGCAUGAUGGGCUGUGAUCGCAGCAGGAACCUUGUGGACAUUUGCGGAGAAAGACAAUUUCAGGCUUUUGUGUCAGAUGCUCUCUUGGUACCUUUACGGAGUGGUAUUUGUGAUGCUUGUAUCUCCAUCGCUGUGAUUCACCAUUUUUCAACCGAGGAGAGAAGACUUGCAGCCAUUCAUGAACUUGUGAGACUUCUGCGACCUGGAGGAAGGGCACUUAUUUAUGUCUGGGCAAUGGAACAGGAGUACAAGAAACAAAAGUCCAAGUAUUUGAAGGAAAACAAAGCCAUGUCUGAUACACUCCAGCAGGAGUCCAGCUGUAACAGAACAGAAAGCUCCACUGUUUCAAGCCAUGAGGCUGCAGAUUUUAAGAAGUCCCCUUCAGUUGCACAGAAUCAGUCUGAGCUGCGAGUUCACAUGAACCGAACUUCCUUCCAUUCCCAAGAUCUGCUUGUGCCCUGGCAUCUCAAAGGGGGUGUGAAAAAGAACAGAAGCGCAGAGGAGGCUUUGAGAGAGUCCACCAAUCACAGCAAAGCAGCUGAAAGCACACCUGUCUUCCACCGCUUUUAUCAUGUGUUUUGUGAAGGGGAGUUGGAGAACUUGUGUAGAAAAAUUGAAAACGUCACAAUUUACAGUAACUACUAUGACCAAGGAAACUGGUGUGUCAUUAUUGAAAAAAUGUAAAAAAAAUCUGUGUAAAAAUUGUUUAAUUUUAUGUUUUGAACUUGUAAUAAACACUAGAAUGUUUUAUGCAUUUUAAAAAGUCUAUGGAAUAAACACGUGAAAAGCCCA